CACGUGUACGAUUUAUUGAAAUAUUGUGUUUUUCUGUACCAAAAAUAUGAGAAGAAUGCUAAUACCCAAAGAGAAUAUACAACAUUUACAACAAUACAAUUACUUGUAUUAAUUAAGUCUAAAAUACCUAAAUUGAAUAGCUUCUUAAAAUGGACAAUACACAAAAUCCUAAUGUCAACACAUUCCACUCAGGCUCCUUCUGAAGCUUUUGCUGACACCACCUGAUCUCCAUCAUCAUCAGGACUUCGGAGACAGACACGUAUCCUCCCCACGAGGUUCUCUCAGCAGCUGUGACCACGGAGAGAAGAUCCAUACAAUUUGUAUCAUAUAUAUUUGUAUAAUUGUAUAUAUCCGGGUCUUAGUCCACGUUGAGGCGGACCGUGACCUCGUGAGUCUGUCGGAGAGAGAACAGAAAGUCAUAAAGUCUACAACCGGAUCAGCCCGGAAGCCGCGUGACUUGUUGUCACAGCAACGGAUCGCAUCAGCAUCCGCCGCAUCAGCACCACCCGGCAGCUUCUGUCAAGGUCGCGGGAGGCAUCAUGGGAAGGAGAGGAGGACACCGGAGCGCGAGGGGGGGGGUCUCAAAAUCUCUCACGAUCCUUCGGAAGAUCCACUAACGCGCAUGCGCGUCCCGCUUUCGUCAGCUAAACCCACCAAGUAACCGAAUGGAGGUCCGCGGCCAUCAUAGGACACGGGAUGCGGUGACGACGCACUCCAGUCACGGACUUCUGCACGAAGAAGCGGGGGGGCGGGGCCACGUCACGGCAUCCUAGCAUUCCGGUUUGUCAUUGGUUGACAGGGGGUAAAAUAAUUAAAGAAAUACAAACAUUUACGUGCGGCUGUCCUCGUUCCUCUGCGUGAGAGACGGAUUCCCGGAGAGGUUGUCUUCGUCCCGACAGCUGAGAGCGCGCCGGCGGGCGGGUCCUGCAGAGCUUCUUCUCCUCCACCAGCUGCUGAUCUGCUCGCUGCAUCCUCGUCACUCGGAGCGGACGUUCCCGGCUGGACUUCAGAAGAUGGCAGGCAAGGAGAACCAGGUGACGGGUUACCUCCUCUUCUCUCUGGGCACCGCUGUCAUCGGCUCCCUGCAGUUUGGUUACAACACCGGAGUCAUCAACGCUCCGGAGCAGAAACUCCGAUCUUUCUUCAACGAAACCUGGGUGGAGCGCUAUGGCGUCCCCAUCACCCCGGGGGUCUGCACCAUCGUCUGGAGCAUCUCCGUCGCCAUCUUCAGCGUGGGCGGCAUGGUGGGCUCCUUCAGCGUGGGCGUCAUGGCCAACCGCUUUGGCCGCCGUCGCUCCAUGUUCCUGGUGAACUGCCUGGCGGUGAUCGGCGGCCUCCUCAUGGGCUUCUCCACCAUCUGCUCCUCCUAUGAGAUGGUGAUCGCCGGGCGCCUGGUCAUCGGCUUGUUCUGCGGCCUCUUCACCGGCCUGACCCCCAUGUAUGUGGGCGAGGUGUCACCCACGCCCCUCCGGGGGGCCUUCGGCACCCUCCACCAGCUCGGUGUGGUGGUGGGCAUCCUGAUCGCUCAGAUCUUUGGUCUGGAGGGUCUGCUGGGUUCGGCCAAGCUGUGGCCCCUCCUGCUGGCCCUCACCGUGGCCCCGGCUGUGCUGCAGUGCAUCCUGCUGCCCUUCUGUCCGGAGAGCCCCCGCUUCCUGCUCAUCAACCUGAAACAGGAGGAGCAGGCCCGCAAAGUGCUGGUGCGCCUGCGCGGCAGCGAGGACGUCGGUAAGGACAUGCAGGAGAUGAAGGAGGAGAGCGCCAAGAUGGCCAUGGAGAAGAAGGUGACCAUCGCCGAGCUCUUCCGCUCGCCGCUGUACCGCCAGCCUCUGCUCAUCGCCGUGAUGCUGCAGCUCUCCCAGCAGCUGUCAGGGAUCAACGCUGUCUUCUACUACUCCACCGGCAUCUUUGAGUCGGCCGGAGUGAAACAGCCCAUCUACGCCACCAUCGGAGCCGGCAUCGUCAACACCGUCUUCACCGUGGUUUCCCUUUUCCUGGUGGAGAAGGCGGGGCGAAGGACUCUGCACCUGGUGGGAUUGGGCGGGAUGGCGGUCAGCGCGGUGCUCAUGACCAUCGCCCUCCUGCUGAAGGACAUCCCCGUCAUGAGCUACAUGGCCAUCGUGGCCGUCAUGCUGUUUGUGGCCAUGUUUGAGAUGGGCCCCGGUCCCAUCCCGUGGUUCAUUGUGGCCGAGCUCUUCUCUCAGGGGCCCCGCCCCGCCGCCAUGGCCGUGGCCGGCUGCUGCAACUGGACGGCCAACUUCCUGGUUGGGAUGAGCUUCCCCAAAUUAGUGGAGUGGUGCGGGCCUUGGGUCUUCCUCAUCUUUGCGACCUCCCUCGUCCUCUUCUUCAUCUUCACCUACAUCAAAGUCCCAGAGACGAGGGGCAAGACCUUCGACGAGAUCGCCCAAAGCUUCGGCGGCAACCCGCCUCCCACCUGCUCGUCCGUCGAGGACCCCCCCGCCAGCGCCAGCGCCGCUACGACGCUGCCGGCCUCCCCGGUGAAGGAGAAGGUGCCGCUGGUGGAGGCCGCGGCGCCGGCCCCCGCCUCCGAAAGCACGCCUCUUCAGGAUAAAGCUGGAUCGGCGACGCCGGAGAGCGUAGCGCAGCUGUAGGACGGGUUUUAACGGGUGGAGGCGGGGUUUUAAAAGAAGGAAGAAUCACCGAGAUUUUAAUACAAACGGUAUCAUUUUAUAAUAGAACUAAGGGGAACGACAGCAUUCUCAGCUUUGACCUCCAAAAGGUCACGCUUUCUGCUUUGGCGGCAGGCGUCUCGUGGCUCUUCCUUCUUUUCGAUGGUCCCUCACGUGCAACGCCACAGAUUUGACCUCCUAACCCUCAUUCAAAAGGCCGAGGCCUUCUUCCAGGCAGCCGUGUCUAUUCAGGGCGACACUUACAGACCUAGAAAAACGUCACGGGGCGACCGGUGCCAGCGGGUGGGGU
Messenger RNA from Pungitius pungitius (ninespine stickleback), 2937 nucleotides. RefSeq names its product solute carrier family 2, facilitated glucose transporter member 1. Lineage: Eukaryota; Metazoa; Chordata; Actinopteri; Perciformes; Gasterosteidae. The coding region runs from base 1014 to 2609 and encodes 531 amino acids. Gene Ontology annotation, molecular function: D-glucose transmembrane transporter activity. Gene Ontology annotation, cellular component: plasma membrane. The transcript has 11 exons. Gene Ontology annotation, biological process: dehydroascorbic acid transport. The record is from RefSeq and is a predicted model, not a curated record.